CUGAGAAGGGGGCGGGGCUUGUAUCUGAUUCCUGGCACUAGUCUGGUCUGCAAACAGAGAAAGGUGGAGAGAUUUUCACCUUCGACUGUCACACACGCAUACGCUCUGUGACAGAAACGGAACACAUCGAAACAUAACAGGACUAUGGACCUGAGCCUGCGAGAUGCUCUGGGUGGGGGUGCAGGUGGGGUCCCAGGUGGGGCCCCUGCUGAGGCCCUGCUGAAGAGAGACUUUGUGGCCUCGCUGGAGAAAGAGAGCUAUGAUGACAAGGUGGGAGAGACGGUCAGCAAGAGCGACUACCGACCCUUACUGGAUGGAAAGGACACUAAGAGCGGUCCAGGCAUGAUGUCAUCAAUGAUGUCAUCAGGGGGACGCCAAGACCCGCAAGGACAGCCUGCCUUCAGCUCUGACUACCUGUCUGGUCCUAUGAUGGGUGGGAGGACAGAUCAAUGGAGCAUGAACAAGACAAAGGACAACAGCAUGCCUGACUCAUUGCUAGGCUUUUCUCAGUCUGGGAUGGGAGGGACCAUGGGAUCCAGCCUGCCACCCUUCCAGACCAGUAUGGGCUCUGCUCUCGGCCAGACUGGGAUGGGGUCAGCUAUGGACACCCAGAAGAGUUCGGGCAUGUUUGGUGCGGAAAACAAAAGCACCAGUGGAAGCAGCCCCUUUAAAACCAGUGAUCUGUUUUCCUCUGGGGGCCCAGGAAUCCACUCUAUGGAUCACUCUGCAGCAGCUCCCGUCCUCUCUCCCACCGGCUCAAUGGAAGACAGCAGUCCCACUUCCUCCGCCUCCGAACCCCUCAGCCCUAAGAGAGUGGGGCCGGGGGGGGAGGCUGACAAGCAACAGCAGAGGCGGCGGAAGAAGAAGAGGAAGGGCCACGACCAGGUCUACGACUUCUUGGAUGGCCAGGAGAAUAACUUUGGCCAAUCACUCAAGCAUGGGAUGCAGGAUAAAGGCGGACUGGAGGCAGAGGAGGACGAGGACGAGGAGGAGAACUGGGAGUGGGGAAUCAGAGAGAGUGGAGGAGGAGGUAGAGUGAAAGGCAAGAAGAAUAAGAGUCGGGCAAAACUUCCUGAGCAGUGGGGAGUGCCCCAGCAGCCCGUCUCUCCCGCGCUGGCUACGGUCGCUCCUACCUGGGCUACUGCCGACUCCAACCCCAGCCCUGUUUUGGCCUCUGCCCCUUCACAAUUACCCACAAGUUUCAUCAACCUUUCCAAUGUUAGCCUUGUAACUGAUUCAUCUCCACGCUCUUACGAGCCGAUGUGUGUAGACGAUUUCCCUUCAUCUGCUAAAGAUGGUCAAAAGACAAACGAAGAGAAAGUUCCGAUUAGCAAACCUGAACCUAACAUAAGCGCAGCGACUAGUGUUCCUAGCAAGAGUAGUUUAGUUGGGGAUGUUAGUGCUAGUCUAGCAUUGAUGACAGGGGACAAUUUGAGCCCAGUCUCCCAGACCUUCUCAUUCCUGGAUUCAGUCCUGCAGACCCCUCCAGGCUCCACUCCUGACUCACAGACCACCACCCCUAUCACCAACACCCCCUCCCUUGCUACGGCUCCCCUGAAUAAGUCCAUCCCAUCAGAUAUCGGCAUCCCUGCUUCACAAGCCACUUCUGUUUUCAACCCCUCCAAGAUUACUUCAGACCUUCCUCAUACUUCCGCUCUGUCCACCAGCCCAUCACCGUUAGCUGCCGCAGACACGCUUGCUCCAACAAUUGCAGUCAGAUCAGCCCUCAACGUUGACGCCAAGCCUUUCGUCCCCUCAGCCACACUCAUGUCCUCUACAGCCACACCCAGCACAAUUGCAGCCACUCCUGUUGUUAGUACAGCAGCAGCAGCCUCCACGGGAAGCGCAGCUACUGCGUCCGCUACCACCUCAGCCACACCCCUUAGAUCCCCAGCUUCCCCCUGUAAGAACGAUGCCACUCCCACACCAUCAUCAAACACUCCCCCUAAAAGUGUAGCCACGCCCUUUAGCUCAGCAGCAGCCACUCCCCCUCCACCCAUCACCCCCGCAGCCCCUCCUUCUCUCCCUGCACACUCAGAGCACCAGGAGUCCUCGUCGCCACAGCUCCCCCCACUGGAAGUGAAAUCUGACAACAAGGACACGCAGGAAAAGACAGAUACCUUUGACAAGAAAGAGAAAGAAGAGCAGCAGAAGAAGGACGCUGGCCCAGAAAAGAACCAGAAGUCUGAGAAGAUCAUCAAAGAAGAGGAAAAGAUGGAGAAGAUGAACGCGGAGAAAAACAAGGAGAAGGCAGAGAAGGGGGACAAGCCUGAGAAGACCAAUAAAGACGAGAAGAAGGAAGAGGAGAAGAGGCUGGCCGAGAAGAAGGAAGAGAAGGGAGGGACAGCCAAGUCUCCCACAGGCAAUGGCAGCAAGACCCUGCCAAGCCCUGACAACAAGAACAAGCCUGACGCGGGUUCAACUAAACCAAACUCAGCCAAAUCCCGCCCAUCCACCCUCUCCACCAAUGGCGAGGCCACCGUGGCCAAACGCCCCUCCCCCACCACAGCCUCAGCCAAUAAAAAAAGCCCUGUACCCAAGGCGACCACACCCACCGCUGCCAAGCGGCCGCCAACUGGCUCCGCCAAGGCUGCCAAGACUCCAGAAAAUGAGAAGCGGCCACCUGUCUCAAAGGCCACGCCCACACCCCGUGCGACCACUGCAAGUAAAACUCCUGCGAACAAGAAUGAGAAGACUGAGAACAAGACGGGAGAGGCCAAGAAACCCAAGACUACAGCCCGUCCUCGCCCGGCCCCCAUCACUACUCCUGCUGCCUCCACUAACGGUGAAGCCGCUCACCGCCGCCGUGUCCUCACCAAACCCCCCGUGCCCAAGCAGACCCCAAUGGAGAAGAAGCCGCCGGUGCCCCGUGCUCCUCGAACCCCCCGCCCAAUCAACGCUCCAACACCUGACCUGAAGAACAUCCGCUCCAAGAUCGGAUCCAUCGACAACAUCAAGUACCAGCCAGGUGGAGGAAAGGUCUCCUCCCAGAACAACAAGGCAUCAGACCCAUCCACUCCCACCGCCAAGGCCAGAGUUCAGAUAGUGCACAAAAAGCUGGACUUCAGCCAUAUCACGUCUCGCUGUGGCUCCAAGGACAAUAUCAAACAUGUCCCUGGAGGUGGCAAUGUGCAGAUCCUGAAUAAGAAGGUUGAUUUGAGCAAGGUGACGUCCAAAUGUGGCUCAAAGGACAACAUCAAGUAUAAGCCAGGUGGAGGUGAUGUGAAGAUUGAGUCCCAUAAGCAAAACAUUAAAACUAAGUCUAAGAUUGGAUCCAUGGACAACAUGGGGCCGGGCAACGAACAGACCAACGGACACAAGGAGAAGACAUCUUCUCCCCCAAGUGGCGCUCCGAUAACAGGACCAGCAAGUGUUGCUAAGGCAACAGGACCAGCAGGUGUUGCUAAGGAGAAUGGGGUGAAGGAGACCGCACCUACUCCUUUUGGGGGAGACGGCCUGAGGGAGCAUAGCAUAGACAAACGCAUCACUGAGACAAAUUGAGUCCCAGUGACCUUGAGAUUUUGGUGGGACACGCAUGGCACUCGCCGACCUGCCAAUCAACCGACCAACCAACCUACCACGGCGCAGUCACUUCCCUUUGGCCCCGCCCUUCAUCUCGCCCACCGCUGCACCGAACUGACGGAUCGCCUCUCAGUGUUUCUCUGGGGUCCUCCUGCCAGCUUCCUGCUACCAACCCUGACCUUUAACCUCUCGAUGGUUGACCUUUGGCCCUGCUACCACAGAGAAGAGCACUUGCUGUUUGUCUGUGUUUCCGUCUGUUGGUUUCCACUGGCUUUUCGACUGAUAAAAUUCCCUUGUAGGCAGUGAUUUAGAGGACUUCAACCGCAAACCCCAAAUUUAACGCAAUUCAAUGCAAUAAUCCAACUAUUGUAGUCAAUGCUGUAUGCUGUAUGAAAGUAUGCUGAGCGUAGGCAGUUUUAGAAUAUUUCCAUGAGUUUUAUACUUUUUAAACACAAGUCCUUAUAGCGCAAACACCUGCCUCAGAACUUAGUUUCUAAGUCCCUCCUGCAGGCCUUCACAGUUCAAAACCACUUUGAUCUUCACACCUUUGUUAGCGUACCUAUGCUAACGCUACUAUAUGCCCCACCAGAGCACACUAACCAGCUGAGGGCCCUCUACCAGUCAGCAGCAGGGCAAACUCUGGCAAGUCUGCUUUAAAUCUGCACCUUCCAGCCUCCCAGCCAGCCAGCAAUUACUUCCAAAUCCAGGACUGGACAUUUUCCCACUAUAGGUAAUUCUACAGCUUAUCAUAAAACAUUAUCUCACAUUACAUCUCUUAGGCAUCAUUGCAUGAGUUUGUCUCACACAAAUUUAUUACAAUAAUGCUUCUUUAUCUCUGGACUAUUGAUAUCAUGAUGCUUACCUUUAGCAGUGAUCGGUGCAGAGGACCGGGGCUUAUGUAGAGUAGAUGUGAUACAUUUGGAGAUGUUUGGAAAUAGAAGUAGAUCUAAAGACAGAGUUCAAAAUCAGUGCAGAACGUAAGUGCAGAAGUGUUAAGGAUGUCAGACAAUUUCUUUGUUAUGUUUCAAGAAAAGAUGCAUUCAUUGACAGAAGAGUACAGAAAUCUAGAGGCUAUAACAAAGCAGAGGACUUUUACUACAGUGAGAAACAUCAUUUAAUGAUGUUAUUAGAGCAUGAUAAUCAUUAAGAAAUGUAGGCGUGAAGGGAUAAGGGAGCUCUGUGGCUUCUCUGGGUAGCCUAGGCUCAAAAAAGAUUUUGCACUGAACACAGGUAUUUGAUCUUGAAGCCAAAGUCGAGAUCAGUAUUUAACCCUUUAUGAUAAGUGACCUUGGAAUUAAUCUACUAGCAGCUGCACCUCUUCCAUUAAUGCACAGUAUACAGCAUGUAGCACUUGUCUUAAUGCAGACCGUGUCAACCACAAUGUCACAGGCUGCUGGGUAAAGACCUGGUCACGCCGGCACUUGAAAUGGCCAGAUUCUAACGCAAAAUCAAUGUAUUACAAUUGAAUCAGCAUGAUCAGUGAUUUCGCUCACGUUGUUUGCUAAAGAGAGUGGGGGAACUAGCCCCUACGAUUAGUCCCUACGUCACCAAGUUGCUAAAACUACAUAAUUCGGCAAGACAUGCGGAUGAAUUUCACCAUGCCACUUUCUUGUGUGACUGGGCCUUAAUUCACUAUAACACAAUAAUCUUUAUUAUGAUCCCCCUUAGCUUCCACAAAGAGUUUUGCUAGUCUUCGUGUGACCCUGUUCUCCUACACUAUAACUCUUUGGUUCCCACUCUGUCUGAUCGCAAACCUCAUGUAUCCUUCAGUCCCAGUCAUACACUUAUAGAUUCUCCUGUGAGCAACCCUAGCAGUCAACCUGACAGACAGACAGACAGACAGACAGACAGACAAUGCCUUCUUUCUCUUGCGCAUGUGGUACUUCCUGGUCAUGUUGUUUAACCCAGUGGAGAGAGGGUGGGGCUAUGGAGCCACACCCUCUUUUUAAGUCCUUCCACUAGCCGGUGCGUCUUAGAAUCCUCUCUUGCAGACCUGCUAGCUUUCCUCACACACACAAGGACAAGCACACACAUGCUUGUCAGUGUGCAUGCACUCACAAAGACACACACACACACACACACACACACACACACACACACACACACACACACACACACACACACACACACAGAAACAGAAAUCAGCACAUAUACACAAACAGUAUAAUACACACAAAUAGGCACCCUGAAAUAAAAACGGUAUGUUGUUCAUAGAAGCAUUUCUCUGUUAUUGAAACCAACUCUUUAUUGUAUUUUGGUGGUCUAUGCUGAUAUUGUUAAAACAAUGAUGAGCUUGUGUCGGUGUUUUGUUCCUAUCAUAGUCAUUGUCUGACAUUUUCAUCAUAGGCUCACCUCACCCUGCCCCCUUUUGUCUACUUCCUCGUCCUGUGUUUCACUCCAACUCUCUGACAGCAAUACAGUGAUCUUAGUUGGGAACGUCCCCUGUUACGCGCACAUAGAGACAGAGAUCGACCACUGAAGUUAACAUGUAGUUAAAGGAGUUAGCAUGGAGGUGUCAAUUAAAGGGAAUAAUGUUACAUUCAUGGCAAGCCUGAAGCUGGCAUUUUCUUUGCAAUUUUGUAUUAAUUUACAAGAGACUGUCUCGUAGAUUGAGCCUACUGAGAGCUACUACCAAGCCACUUGAGGUGACUGCUGCACAUAUGAUUGAGAUAAUCAAGUUUCUAGUUGCCUCUCCAGCAUAUAUUUCACUCAACAUCUGUAAUGUAAAUAGAUGGAAGUAAAUAGCUUUUUAAAUGCAUUUUCUUUUUUCUUUUUUGUUCAGCAUUUUCUUGUAUUUGUUUUGUAUAGGACACUACUGGUUAUAUAAACAUUAUUAAAAUCCUCAAAUGUUUAAAAAAUAAUUAUUAUAAAUGAUUUGUACUACACUGGACAUCAUGAAUUGCCCAGCUCCAAAAUGCCAUGAAUGCAGCAGUAUUCAAGCAGGCUCGAACCAAGAACGGCCUGCAAAUACUGUGGUUGGGACCAUCCAGUGGUGUUUGAAAUUGUCUUUCUAGUGGACAAAUCUGUAGUUUUAAAAUAGAGAUCCACAAUUUAAGCAAUGUUUUCAUUAAAAUGCUAGUACACUCAGUUCAAAAGAAAAUCUUCAAUGGUAGAUUUGAAAUUUGUCACACCAGAAAAAUGAGUAGAAACAGUUAUCUUAAAGUUAUCCCUAUCUACUCACUGUAAUUCUAUGCAUUGUGCAUCAGAGGCUGAGAUGGUCUCCGCUAAAACUAUGAAGGAUUAGUGACGUGUUUGUCGGGUGUUGCCGUAGUUGUCAGAUGUGUGAAGUGUUACUACUGCAUCCAUCCUGUAGAGAGCGCUGCUUGGCCUCUAGAACACUGAUAGUCUGGCUCUGAGACUUAAAAAAGGCUGACUGAGAAACCUCACAUCCUCGUUAGAGAAGCUUCACUUGAGUUACUUACUGUUCUCCUUCAAACUAGUUUUGAUGGACAUACUAUAUUACUGUACCUGGACAAUAAAUACUAUCAGAAUCAUAUUAAUUAUAUGCAGCUCCCCUGAAAACUCAAAAGUCUUUCAACACAGUCUUGCUCAUUUCUUGAUGCACUGAAGUGAUUAAAGUUGCUUUACUGUAUAUUGGUAAAACAUUGUCAGCUGUGUACUGUACGUGUGUGCGUUUGGCAGCAAAACAGUCUUGGUAGUUAGAUAAAGUUAUGAUAAUCAAAGAACAAGUGAUUAAAUAGUCAACAAUACAAUUAAAAACACCAUUCAAGCAUAUUUAAUAUUGUAAUGUUCCCUCCAAAUCAUUCCCAUAAGUUGCCUAAAAGUAAAACAUGACAUAUGUGUGGAUCAUAUGUGAACGCGAUAAUGUGAAUCUUUCUUCGGGAACAGAAGAACAAAGGGAUGAAAGCACUUUGAUUGGUGUAGAUAGUGGUGUGUGCAUAUAACAGAGGAACAAGUUGUAGUCUUAAUGUGUGUUGGAAGCUCAGUGUAAGAGCAUGUUCCCGGGAUGACCUGAUGUGGUGUAUGUUGAAUGAAACAUCGGGACCCCUUUAUCUUGGUCAGCUUAGUGGAUUUUAGUGGAACUUUGGUCAUCGGUGUUGUGCUAUUGGCUAUGAUGGUUUUACACUCUACUCUCCAGUCUGCCCUCAUGUUGUUCCUGUCAACAUUCACUGGUUAUUACUUUCAGACCAAGCUACAAAAGCACAUUUCCCCAGUGGGUAGGUGUCAGUUUAUAGUCACUUAAAGGACAAUACUGAGCUUUGAGGAGCCUUAUUUAAUAUGUUUUGAGAGGACUACCAUCACAGCUACCUCUGGCUAAACGUUUUAUCAUGAAUGAACUUCACACCUUUAGCAUAUAGCAUGUUAAGUAAUUGUAAGUGAUUAUCAUUAUCCUAAAACAGGGAAUAUGGGAAGGAUCCAAACCUGUGAGAUUUAUCCCGCGACCUGUGAAACAGACGUACAGUUUGGUCAAAAUGCUGCACUUUGCAUGCAAGACUUGAAGCGUUGCUUGUUUUGUUUAGCCAGAAAGUGAUUGAUAUUCACCAGCCAGCUACUAAUGAUAGUAGAUAAUGUUAAAGAUUGUAAUUCUGUUUUACAAGUUAUAAAUCUACAGGCCAUAAAGUAAAAAAAAAACAUUUUGUAAAUGUUUGUACUUAUGUGGGAUUAAGGAGAAGUCAUCUUAAAAUAUUAAUUUUAAAUGUUCAAUUUAGAUUAGUUAAUGUUUCACACUUUAUCUAUCAAUUCUCCAAAAAGUGGAAUUUGGAAAUUGUAUUAUUCCUUUUCCUUGGAAGGGCAUGUGUGUCUUUAUUAGAUACACAGACAGGAGAGAACUGAGAGGAAAUUAGAUAAGUUAUGACAUGUAACAAAGUACCCUCGGCAUUGUCAACAUCCAAACCGCUAGGCCCAAACCACCAGGGUGACGCAUAGACAACAGUGAAUCUUGUUGUGUAAGAAGAUUUAUUGUGACUUUACAUUAGAAUCUGGUCGAUUUCGGCCAGUGUUAGCUUAAAGCAAGUCUGUCGUUUGUUAUCAGCGUAUUUGUUGGCUGAUAAGUAACAACGCAUAGCUGUACAUAAAUUACAAAGUUGCGUUUGAGGUCAUUUAGAAGCAGUGACAGGUGUUGCAUAGUUUAUCCAGCAGAAAGUGUAUAUUUCAAAUCUAAAAUGUUCUGCUCAGUGCAACUCUUGGUCACAGCUCUUUAAUAACCAAAUGUAAUGGAUACUUAGGAAAAACUGUUGUUUAUGUUAAGUCUUUAUGUUCAAAAGUGAAUAUCAGUCAAAUCGAUACGUUAUCAUAAAUAAUAAAAAAUCAAUAUUAUAUAUAUAUAUAUAUAUAUAUAUAUAUAUAUAUAAUAUAGUAUCUGACUCAAAAAUCUAGUAUGGGUCAAGCUAUACUUUACACACAGUAUGCAAGCCCUGUGAAAGAGAGUAUUAUGGUUCCAGGCUACCCUUCAAAUAUUCGGUAAGAAGACCAAAGGGUCACCUUAUCCCUUUAAGUUAAGGGUUAAUAUAAUCAUAGAGGAUAUGAUCAGAUUUAAGACGAGAGUCAUGCUUUUAGUACUCAGUAAUAACCAGUAUAGUGAUUUGUGGAAUACAGUUAACGUUGCAACUUUGCAGCUUGGACAAAAGGUAAUAACCAGAUUCACUCUGAUGUCCGUUCACGACUGUUUGAUUCCCCAGUUAUAGCGCUUGAACACCCCCUUUCCACUAGUAUCUCACACUGUCCCUUGUAUAUAGUUACCACCAUGUUUUUAUCACUCCAGAAGUAACUAAAAUAAAUAAAAAAUCUAACAAAAAAAAAGUUUAAAAAAUCGUACUUCUUAACAGGGUGUUGUGGAUGUUGACAGAUGAGCUUUCACGUUCAUGAAGCUGUUACCGUUAAGGUUAAUAAUGGUGUUAUUAUAAGAUCGAAAGCAUAAGAAAGGAAAAGUGUACUUUUUCCUUUUUCAGAGUCUGCCUUUUUUUCCGCCAAGAAAAGGGCUGCUGAAGUUUCAAGAAUGUUUUUAAAAUGUAUUAAAGAUGCAAGAUUAUGAAUACAUGUAUGAGGUUUGUCUCUGUUCUGUUUUGGAAGAUGGAUCACAUAUGGAAACACUAUUUGCCAGAUUCAAAUUGACGGGCAGGAAGGGAGGCAGUGUGUGUCGUGUUUGGGUAUGGUCUGAGAUUACGACUUAACCAGCAUUACAGACAGAAAAUGGAAUCACAGAAAACUAAAUAACACAAAUAACACACUUUAGAAUUGAUUGUCAUUCGUUUAUUAAAACAAAAAGAAACGAUUGGUUUCCACAUUGGUUUGAAAUGCACUACUGUAACACCUGGCACACACUGCUCAGCCCCUUCUCUCGCCUACCGCCACCCCCCUCCCGUUAGACUAACCAGACUUAGUCUUUUGGCAUGUGGUAGAAUGUAAUGUUCUGUAUUAGACAGCUCCUAUAUAGACACCUCGACAUACCUACCAACACAAGAUUGAAUUAAGAGAUGUUUUGGACCAAUUGAAAGAACAUUUUGGAAAAAUCUGCCCUUAAAAUCAUAGGAUAAAUCAAUCAAUGCUGAGCUCAAACAUACAGUAAGUUUGAACUGUAGCUGUACUUCUAAGAGAGACGGCUAAUUGCUUAAAAAUGUAACUGGGGAUAAAGGUUAUUGAGAAUAAAAGGGAGUGUUGGUAGAUAUGCACCUGGAGCCCAUAGCUGUGUCUCCCACCUACAGAGGCUUGUCAGCGUCACAGCACUGAAAAGUAGCUUUGUCUUCUUGUGUCCUUUACCACGUAGUGAAGUAAAACCAAUAUUCAAACUGUUUAUCAAGGAGAGCACAAAACUAGAACCGUACCAUCACUAUAAAUAUUGUAUUGAUUUUAUUGUAUUAGAUAGGCUUUGAAAAUAGGAUUAUUUUUGUGUUUUACCUGCUGUACUUGUUAGCUACAUGUUCAAAUCUGUCAUUACAAAUUGAGAGGGGAACCGGCAAAAGAAAUUUACUUUUCAGUACUGUGGCGUGGAUCCACUGUAGUGUGUGCUUUAUUAUUCUGUAGGGCACAACACCAUAGCAAGAGCAUGCAGAAGACAACAAACAAACUGCUGGUUGUUAGAGGCAUCUGUCCUAUUAGAUAGAGCUCAUCUCUCCCUUCAAUUCUGAAUAUUUGGUAUGAAAGAGAUGUUCAUUGUGAUUCAUUGUUAACCAGUGAUGUGAAUAUUAAUCAUGAAAUAAAAAGAUGAGCAAAAGAUC
Molecule: messenger RNA, 10697 nt
Organism: Cottoperca gobio
Lineage: Eukaryota; Metazoa; Chordata; Actinopteri; Perciformes; Bovichtidae
Product: microtubule-associated protein 4-like
Exons: 17
Coding region: 145-3501 (1118 amino acids)
Biological process (GO): microtubule cytoskeleton organization; neuron projection development
Cellular component (GO): neuron projection
Molecular function (GO): microtubule binding
Source: RefSeq, a predicted model, not a curated record